AUGGAAAUGACCGAUCAAAGCAUUCAAAUUCAAUUGCUCGCCGAGCGAUUUCAACGCUUCGUACUAGAUUGCGAACUCAAGCAAUCGUCAAACGCUCCUCCCUCAGACAAUGCUGAAUCGAAGGAAAUAAACGAAAACUCCGAUUCGAUGGAUGAAUUCAGCAUUUCUAAUGGAAUCCAUGAGAAUUCUCCGGAUUUAGGUCAUACGCUUCCGAUCUUGAAGAAAAUACUUGAUCUGAGUACCAAAGUUCAGGAUUUGAAGAAGCAGCACGUAGCAUUAACCGAUCACGUGAAAUUUACAACUGAGUCGUUUUCAGGCCUUGAUAUUUUGAACUCUAUUCAGCUUCUCGGUACUGAAUACGAACUCUUGAAAAAGAAGUAUCUGGAUGAAUCUUCUGAGCGAAAGCGGCUUUAUAAUGAAAUAAUAGAAAUUAAGGGUAAUAUCAGGGUUUUCUGCAGAUGCAGACCUUUAAGUGCAAGUGAAACUGGGAACGGGUAUACAUCUGUUGUCAAUUUUGAAUCGACUCUUGACAAUGAGCUUCAAGUCAUUAACUCAGAUUCUUCCAAGAAGUCAUUUAAAUUUGAUCAUGUCUUUAAGCCUGAAGAUAACCAAGAGGCUGUUUUUUCGCAAACUAAACCUAUUGCUAUAUCAGUAUUGGAUGGUUUUAAUGUCUGUAUAUUUGCUUACGGACAAACCGGAACUGGUAAAACAUUUACAAUGGAGGGAACACCUGAAGAGAGGGGAGUUAACUACCGAACACUUGAAGAAUUAUUUAAGAUAUAUGAAGAGAGAAAGGGUGUAAUGAAGUAUCAGUUGCAUGUUAGUAUGCUGGAGGUCUAUAAUGAGAAGUUAAAAGAUCUUUUGGUGGAAAAUUCUGCCCAGCCGAAGAAAUUGGAGAUAAAGCAAUCUGCAGAAGGAACACAAGAAGUUCCAGGACUUGUUGAAACUCAGGUGCAUGGAACAGAUGAUGUGUGGGAAUUGCUCAAGACUGGAAACAGAGUCAGAUCUGUUGGAUCCACUUCUGCUAAUGAGCAGAGCAGCCGAUCUCAUUGCUUGUUGCGAGUAACUGUUGUUGGGGAGAGUUUAAUUAAUGGCCAGAAAACAAGGAGUCACCUUUGGCUAGUAGACUUAGCAGGUAGUGAGCGUGUGGGAAAAACCGAAGCUGAGGGAGAAAGACUGAAGGAAUCACAAUUCAUUAACAAGUCUCUUUCGGCACUUGGUGAUGUUAUUUCUGCACUUGCUUCCAAAGCAGCCCACAUCCCUUAUAGAAACUCAAAGCUUACUCACAUACUGCAGAGCUCUUUAGGAGGAGAUUGUAAAACCUUAAUGUUGGUCCAAGUUAGUCCAAGCUCAGCAGACUUAGGAGAGACACUAUGUUCGCUGAAUUUCGCCACUCGUGUCCGUGGAAUCGAGAGUGGCCCUGCUCGCAAACAAGUAGACCUCAGCGAUCUGUUUAAGAACAAGCAAAUGGCAGAAAAGGCCAAACAUGACGAGAAGGAAAUAAAGAAACUACAGGAGAGCCUGCAAUCCUUGCAAAUCCGAUUUUCUACGAAAGAAUUUACUUGUAAAAGCCUUCAGGAAAAGGUACGGGACCUUGAGAAUCAGCUAGCUGAAGAAAGAAAAACUAGACUAAAGCAAGAAAAUAGAUCACUUGCUGCUGUUUCAGCUCAACCACCUACGUUUUUUAAACAAACAACCGUGACAGAUAAAAGACCACCACUGAUUCCUUCAAACUCUAGAAUGCCCCUCGGAAGGAUAACAAAUUUCAUCCCUUUCCCAUCUCCUAAAAGAUCAACGAGAUACACGAGCAUUCAUCAAAUGAAUGGAAAGGAAAAUUCUACCAGAAGAAAUUCAGCGACAGCAGAUACUGAAGGCUUUGCAAGACCAAGAAGCAGGGCAUCCAUUGCCAUGAGACCACCUGUACAAUCAACAACGCAGAUUCUUAAACCAAGGAGGCGAGUCUCCAUUGCUACACUCCGUCCUGAUCCAACAUCUGAAAUGACUACUGGAGGAAGCAGCGUAUCAACAAAGCAGAUCCUCAAGCCAAGGAGGCGAGUCUCUAUUGCUACACUCCGUCCUGAUCCAACAUCUGAAGUGGUGACUACCGGGGGAAGCAGUGUAUCAACAAAGCAGAUCCUUAAGCCAAAGAGGCGAGUCUCCAUUGCUACACUCGGUCCGGAUCCAGUGUCUGAAAUGACUACCGGGGGAAGCAGUGCAUCAACAAUGAGGAGCCAAAGGGGUCGGUAUUCAAAUUUGUUCGUCCCAUUGACUGCAACGAGAACAUCAGUUGAUACAACACCUAUACAACCUGUUAGAUGCAGAAGUAAGUUUAUAGGCAGUCCAUUACAUGCUCAGGCCCCAAUACCUGUUAGAGGCAGCAGCAGCAAGUUUAUGGGCAGUCCAGUACAUGCUGGGGUAGGUUCACGUCUGGGCAAGUUCACGUCUGCAUUUGCGCUACAAAGGAAACCUGUAGUUUGGAGUCCUCUCGCGCUAAGAGCCAAACAAAAACCAUCAAUAUUGCCAUCUCAACUGCAGUAG
This is a messenger RNA of Lathyrus sativus (Indian pea), 2538 nucleotides long. The record is from the annotation of a GenBank genome assembly. Lineage: Eukaryota; Viridiplantae; Streptophyta; Magnoliopsida; Fabales; Fabaceae.